AUGUCACCGAUCCCCAUCACCAUCAUCACCGGCUUCCUCGGGUCGGGCAAGACGACGCUUCUGCUCCAUCUCCUGCCGCAACUCCGCGCGCAGAACUCUCAAUAUAAGCUCGCCCUGCUCAAGAAUGAAUUCGGUGAUCUCGCCGUAGACUCGCAGCUCGCCAGCUCCUCGUCAAUUGCGGGGGUACGGGAAGUCCUGAACGGAUGUGUGUGCUGCAAUCUCGUAGGCUCGCUGUCGACGGCUCUGGCCGAGCUUGCAGAGAGCCUCACGCCCGACCGCAUUGUCAUUGAGACCUCCGGCUCCGCAUUUCCCGCCACUCUCGCCAUGGAAAUCAAUCGGCUCGCGACGGCGACCGACGGUCGGUACGCGCUCGAUGGUGUCGUGACCGUCAUCGACGCGGAGAACUGGAAGGGCUAUGAGGAUACUAGCUUCACCGCACGCCUACAGGCGCGCUACACGGAUCUCGUCGUCUUCAACAAGUGGGAGGGCCUGGACGAGAGGCGAUGGGACGAAUGUCUCGAUCGCCUCGGCGACCUCGAGGUCGACAUCGCAUGGGUCAAGAGCCGGAAGGGCUGGGUGGAAAUGGGCGUCGUCUUUGGUCUCGAUGCUGCCCUGACGCGAGCGUGGAAGGAGGAUGCUACGAGGGUGCCGGAGAGCCUCCUCCCCCACGAACAUGGCGAGACAGAGAGCCAUCGUAGCGAGGUUGAUGUGCUCUCCAUCACUCUCUCCUGCCAAGACUCGACCUCGACUGAUCAGCCGGCACCAUCGCUACACAUGUCGGCCACUCGCUCGCUCGAUACUGUCGCCCUCCGCCGUCUUCUCCAGACUGCUUCCAAAGACGAGGUCUACCGCCUCAAGGCCAUCUUCGUCUCAACUACCCCCAUUCCAUCAUCCGAUUCUACCCUCACCGAAGUAACCUCAUCCUCCGGCCCCACCAAAUAUGUUCUCAAUUGGGCCUUUGGCCGCUGGACCUGCACGCCACUGGCUCUACCUACUUCUGCCGUCGGCCAUCCCGCCGCCGAACAUGCAUCUAGCGUUGCGGUCGGGCUCGGGACCGUCUUCCUACGCAUGACAGCUAUCCUUGCGAGUGGUCAGGCCAAGAAGUGGAAGAGGCAGCUAGAAUCGGGCACUCUCAUACGCUUCAGUGGUCACGGAUCCGAAGGCUAUCGUGAAAACUUGAGCGUAGCUAUUAUCGCUUGA
This is a messenger RNA of Blumeria graminis f. sp. triticale, 1200 nucleotides long. The record is from the annotation of a GenBank genome assembly. NCBI's taxonomy places the organism in Eukaryota, Fungi, Ascomycota, Leotiomycetes, Helotiales, Erysiphaceae.